Brienomyrus brachyistius is the source of this 2754-nucleotide messenger RNA. It is a transcript of the gene acss2l, whose product is annotated as acyl-CoA synthetase short chain family member 2 like. NCBI's taxonomy places the organism in Eukaryota, Metazoa, Chordata, Actinopteri, Osteoglossiformes, Mormyridae. Gene Ontology annotation, molecular function: acetyl-CoA synthetase activity; AMP binding. The transcript is spliced from 18 exons. Bases 181 to 2202 code for a protein of 673 amino acids. The record is from RefSeq and is a predicted model, not a curated record.
UUUCGGCACUUAGCAUACAGUAAUAUUAACGCAGAACUAGAAUUAGGGGCAGGUACAGCGUAGACGUGCAUAAUAAACGGGAAUAAGGCCUUAGGCCUUCAUGCUGCUACUGUAGUUACACCGGACGUAUUUGCAGGUCAUCUUCGUUUUUCAUCUAGCUGACAUUAAGAACUUUCAAGAAUGGUGCUUCCGGGAUCUCAAGAGAAGGUGUUCCAGCCUCCAAAAGACUUACAAAAGCAUGCACAUAUACCGGACUUUAAAACAUAUCUCAGACUAUACAAGAAAUCCACUGAGGACCCAGAGGUAUUCUGGAAAGAAGUUGCUGAAGAUUUCUAUUGGAAGAUACCCCCAACAGGACAGAUUCUGCAGUAUAAUUUUGAUAUGACAAAAGGGAGUAUUUAUGUGAAAUUCAUGGAAGGCGCAAAAACCAAUGUGUGCUACAAUGUCCUUGACCGAAAUAUCCUGGAGAAGAACCUUGGUGAAAGGGUGGCAUUCUACUGGGAAGGAAACUCACCCGAUUACCAUCUUUCCAUCACUUACAAUUCACUGCUGGCACAAGUGUGCAAGUGUGCCAAUGUCCUCAGGCACAUGGGUGUUGAGAAAGGAGACCGUGUUGCCAUCUACUUACCCAUGAUUCCAGAGCUGGUGUACACGAUGCUGGCCUGUGCCCGUAUAGGGGCGGUUCACUCCAUAGUGUUUGCAGGCUUCUCCUCUGAGUCUCUCUGUGAGCGGAUUCUGGACGCCCAGUGCUCCUUCUUGGUGACAGCAGAUGGUGUGUACAGAGGCGAGAAGCUGAUCAACCUGAAGCAGAUUGCAGACGAGGCGCUGAGCCGCUGCAAGCUGAAAGACAUACUCACAGUCAAGAAGUGUGUGGUGGUUAGACACCAGAGCCUGCAUGCAGUGAACGGGAGUCCCUCUGAUGCACUGCAGAGCCUCUGGGAUGUGGAGUUUGAUGUGUGGUGGGAUGAAGUCAUGGAAACCGCAUCUGAGACAUGUGAGCCAGAGUGGAUGGAUGCUGAAGACCCACUCUUUAUCCUGUACACUAGUGGAUCCACAGGAAAGCCCAAGGCGAUUGUUCACACCACUGCUGGAUAUCUACUUUACACAGCGCUGACAUUUAAGUACGUCUUUGACCAUCGGCCCGAUGACGUGUACUGGUGCACCGCAGACAUUGGCUGGAUCACUGGGCACUCUUACAUCACAUACGGGCCACUGGCUAACGGGGCCACCAGUGUGCUUUUCGAGGGGGUGCCCAUUUACCCCCACGUGGGAAGGUACUGGGAGAUCAUUGAGAAAUAUGGCGUGACCACCUUCUACACUGCACCCACAGCCAUUCGCCUGCUCAUGAAGUUUGGGAAGGAGCCGCUCCAGCGGUACAACCUCGGCUGCCUGCGAAUCUUGGGCACCGUGGGAGAGCCCAUCAACCCGGAGGCCUGGCUGUGGUACCACCAGGUGGUCGGCCAGGAGAGGUGCCCUGUCAUGGACACAUUCUGGCAGACGGAGACCGGGGGGCACGUCUUGACGCCCCUGCCAGCUGCCAUCUCCCUGAAGCCCGGCUCCGCGACUUUGCCCUUCUUUGGAGUGCAGCCAGCCAUUCUGAACGAGCAGGGAGAAGAGCUGGAGGGAGAGGCGGAGGGACACCUCGUCUUCCGGACGCCCUGGCCUGGCAUCAUGCGUGCCAUCCACGGGAACCAGGAGCGCUUCCAGAACACGUACUUCAAGGAGUUCCCAGGCUUCUAUGUGACUGGGGAUGGCUGCAGGCGGGACAAGGAUGGCUACUACUGGAUCACGGGCCGGAUCGAUGACAUGCUGAACGUGUCUGGGCAUCUGCUAAGCACAGCAGAAGUGGAGGCUGCAUUGAUGGAGCACCAGUCUGUGGCGGAGGCGGCCGUGGUGAGCAGGCCACACGCGGUCAAAGGGGAGUGUCUCUACUGCUUCAUCACGCUCAAGGACGGCAUGGUAUUCAGCCACACACUGACUGAGGAGCUGAAGAAGCAAGUGAGAGAAAAAAUUGGACCAAUAGCAACGCCGGACUUCAUGCAGAAUGCCCCAGGACUACCAAAGACUCGCUCAGGGAAGAUAAUGCGGCGGAUCCUCAGGAAAAUCGCUCGUAAUGAGAAGGACCUCGGAGACCUUUCCACCAUGGCGGACCCUAAGGUGGUGGAGGUCCUCUUCAGCCAGCGGUGCAAGAUAGCCUUCUGAAUGCCCCCGCGCUGCGCAAAGCUCCUGCGGGAUGCCUGGUCCCAAGAGGAAGUAAAGCACGAAUCAUGCUUCAAUGAAACAGUUUGAAUGUCACUGUAUUCUUCUUUGUGGAUUACUGACAGUAAUGUCAGAGAGGCGGGGUCUGAGAUUACUGAUAUGAAGUAACAAAAGAAUGUAUUUGUAAACUGUGUUUGUGAUCAGCUGCUGAGCCCGUAUUGCAGAUUAACUGCAUAUGGGGAGACCAGAGUAUCCCCCUUAAUCACCCCCAUCUCACCCCUGUGACACACAGGACUUUAAAUGUACAUCUCCAUAGAAUUAUAUGUUUCUCUUUCUGUAAAAUUCCCACUUGUAGACACAGACAAGUUUAAUCACAACUCGUUCAUAUUUCAUGGUUCGUAUGCAGUGUUUUUGAACCCCUUUUACCCUCUGAAGAAACAAGUUUCAAGUGUACAAUUUCCACAGUGUCUUUUAUUUUGAGAUGAUUGUAUAAUUUUAUUCUUACAAAUUGUAUGCAUUAGGAAUUAAAGAGAAACACUAUCUUUUCACAGAGAA